AGAAAGGACAGAAGGUGUCAACAUUCUAUUCAAAGAUUGAACAGAGAUUUUUAUCUCGUUCCUGAAACUUGAUGCUAAAGCCUAUUCAAAGAUAUGCUUUGCAUGACGCAGAGCAAACGUCUGUAACUGGCACAUGCGAACUAUCCCGCUCCACUGACGAUAGACGAGACUCCCCUGCAGCAUUAUUCUGCACCGCUGCUUCUGCUCUCAGAUUAAUUGAUAUGACUGGAACAUGGGUGGAGCUUUCUGUCACAGAAGAUCAUCCAUGUGCAGGAGGUAGAUAAUCAAAGAUGAUCAGGGAGGUAUAUCUGUCAGGGUGACUACAGCAAUUGUCCUAACUGUCAUGACAAUGCCCUUAAGAUCAGAAUUCUGUUCAGGAAAAGGUUGGCAUGGGGAAAUACGACACAAAACUCCUUUACCACAGUUAUAAAAGCUUGUUGUGCCUGGGGCUCUUCUGGAGCCCAUGCAUAAAUGUACAGGUCUGUUUGGUCAUGGGAGCUUAUUAUUAAGCAACUAUUUUUUUUUGACAACCAAACUCUGACAAAAGAAAAGUUACCUUAAAGAAAAGCGUAUUUCCCUGUCAGCUCAGAUUACUGAAAGAGUUUAAACUGAACUUAGUGUAAAGAGAGCCCCCACCAUAAAACAGGAACAAAGCUGUAAGUUUGACAAACUUGCUGUAGUAUUUAAGAGAAUGUUUAGAUUUAUCCAUUUUCCACAUGUUAAUCUGAUUCCUUGAAAAAGGUUUUAAAGGUUUUAUCAAAACCAAUAUAUUCAGAUACAUUUAUUUGCAAUUUUCUGUUUUUUAAUUUUGUAUCCAAAAAAAAUGUUAUCAACACUGGAGUAGCAAGAGUCUGAUUGUCAAAACGAGUCAUCAAUCACCCAGACGUUUUUAGCAUGUUUCCUCAACAGGAAAAAAAAACUAGAAAAGUGACUACUAAGCUAAUUUGAAUAAAUGAAACUACACAUUGUUCUUCCACCUUUUAGCGACGCCCAACACAUUCUUCUGUUCCUUCAUGCUGCAAAAAGCUCUCCUUCCUUUAAAGAAGCAAAGUGCUGCUCGGCUGGAAACAUGAAGAAUAACUUCUACAGAAUCUAUUGAUAGAGACCCGCUGGGAUGGGGAUGUCAUCAAAUCACUUAAACUUGGAUCAACUUGAACCUGAAACUCCUCCGAACCAAGAACAGGAGAAAAAGGCUAAAAAUCGACGUCAGCAGCAGAUAAUCAUCAGGAUGCCUGUCUUAAAGUUACACAGAAUAGAUCUGUCACAGCCACAAACACAUGAAGGAGAGGUUCAAGACGGUCAACACUUCUUCAAUCAGAGGAGUAAUUUCACUCUAAAUCAGAAGAAACCAGAACUGGAGAAAAGUAAAAAACUGAGGGAGAAAGGUGAUGACCGGUUUCCAAAACCAAACAGUGAGCAGCUCCUCUUAGAAGCUUCCACUUUAGCUGAGAGCCAAGUCCUGAAAGAAAACCAUUGCAUCUUAUCUGAGUCGGUUGGAAACUUUAAACUGAAAAUGGACGGGACACAUUGCAGAGAAAGAAAUCUAAACAAUGAUCUGAACAGCAACGUGGAUGGGAAGUCUUUGACAUGUAACGUUUGUGGAAAAGCAUUUAAGUACAAUUCCCAUCUCAAACGUCAUCAGAUGAUCCACUCGGACGAGAGGCCUUACAGUUGUGAAAGCUGUGGAAAAGGGUUCAGACAAAACAGUGAUUUGACCGUUCACAUGAGGACUCACACCGGCGAGACGCCACAUUUCUGUAAGGUUUGUGGGAAAGGCUUCUCCGUUAAUAGUGUUCUAAAGGUUCACAUGAGAACCCACACCGGUGAGCGUCCGUAUUGUUGUGAGACCUGUGGCAAGAGUUUCACCAGCAGCAGCAGUCUGACCGUCCACAGGAGAUGUCACACAGGUGAGAGGCCCUAUACCUGCACUAUCUGUGCGAAGGCUUUCAGUUGCAGCAAAGCUUUGACGAUUCAUAUGAGGAGUCACAUGGGCCACAGCCUGUAUAUCUGUGAGACAUGCAGUCAGUGUUUCAGCUGUAAUCAAAGCCUGAAAACCCACAUGAGGAUUCACACAGGCGAGAGGCCAUUUACUUGCACCAUCUGUAGAAAAAGCUUCAGGCAUAAGGGAAGCCUGUCUUUUCACAUGAAAGUUCACUCUGGGAAAAAGUCAUUUUCCUGUAAAAAGUGCGGAAAAGGAUUUAUCAUUGAAAGUAGGCUGACCGACCACAUGAGAAUCCACACAGGCGAAAAGCCGUUUUCGUGUCAAACCUGUAACAAGAGUUUCAGUUGUAAGCAAAGUUUGACUGCUCACACAAAAGUGCACUCAAGUGAACGGCCGUAUUCCUGCGGAACAUGUGGGAAAAGGUUUCGUCAACGUGGCAGUUUGACGUUUCACCUCAGAGCUCACUCCGGCCAUAAGAAUUUUUCUUGUGAAGUCUGUGGAAAACACUUCAUUGCAAACCGUGCUCUGACGAUCCACAUGAGAACCCACACCGGAGAGCGUCCAUUUUCCUGCACGAUAUGCGGCAAAAGUUUCUCUUUGAAAUGCAUUUUAAGGGAUCACAUGACAACCCACUCAGGUGAGAGGCCCUUUUCCUGUAAAACAUGUGGCAAAAGUUUUAGUUUAAAGCGCAUUCUGCAGGUCCACACAAAAACCCACACGGGUGAAAAGCCCUACUUUUGUGAAACUUGCGGAAAAAGGUUCAGCACAAAGCAGAGCAUUGAUGUUCACUGGCGGAUUCACAGCGGCGAAAGGCCAUUUUCCUGUCAAACAUGUGGUAAAAGCUUCACCAAUCAGUCUAGUUUGACCAUUCACAUGAGGAUGCACACGGACAGCCGGCCAUACCGCUGCACAACCUGUGGAAAGAGUUUCGAUAAAACCUAUGCCCUGACUGUCCACAAGAGAAGCCACACGGGUGAAAAGCCCUUUCAUUGCAACUUGUGUGGAAAGGCUUUCACUCGCAGCAGCGGUGUGGUUGACCACAUGAGAGUCCACACAGGAAGCAGACCCUUCGUCUGCGGCACAUGCGGUAAAAGCUUCAAAAGUAGCAGUAAUUUAUUCAGCCACAUGAACACCCACACAGCUGACAGGCGCCACUCCUGUCCAACAUGUCAGAAGAGUUUCUCCACCAAAUACCUGCUGACCGUCCACAUGAGAAGCCACACAGGUGAAAACCCCUACGUUUGUAAGACCUGCGGGAAAAGCUUAAGUUGUGGUAGUAGUUUGAACACACACAUGAGAAUCCACACGGAUAACAAGCUGUUUGUUUGUGGAAGAUGUGGAGAAAAGUUCAGAACAAAGAGUCAUUUGAACAGCCACAUGAAGACACACUCAGACUAGAGCCUGGAGUCCUGGAAGACCUUUUGAGGUUCUCUGAGCAAAGUCAUGCACUAGAAUUCUAUAUUCUAGUUAGAGUCAAACUGGACACAUUUAGUUCGUCAAAAGUAAACCAGAAUUCGUUUCUAACGAUAAUCCAGAACAAAUUUUCAGUCUGAAUACAUGCAAGCGGACUCUGGUCCAGGACCACAAACUGCUCUCUCACCUGUCUAUCGAGGUUAUCUCAGUUCGUUUCCAAUCAGACUGAACUUCGGUUGGUGCUGAAAUACCUAAGUCUGAAUACGCAUUCUCGGAGCAGAACAGCUGGAUCAAAAUGACAACCGAAGCCGAAGUCAUUAGCGGACAAACGUGGAGCAACAAUUCAACAACUUGUUGAAAUGAGGUCAGGUGAAUGCCGGCUCAUUAAAACAACUUUUAACAUGAUGCACAUUGGUUCUCACACUGUUUUACUGAAAAUCUAUAUGUCAUAAAAUCACAGAACCUUCUUAGCCACUGUCUCUUCACUAAACGCCUUGUAUUAUUCCUCUGCAGUACCAAAGUAGCAGUAAAAAGUGUUGUAUUGGACUUUGAUACAGAUGUUCAAAAUUGGUCUGCAUAAUAUAAAGUUUGAAUAGAGAACUUUCUUGACAAGGAUCGCAAAGAGUAGGACUUGCAUAAUUUCCAUCUCUCGCCGCUUUGCCCUGCACUCAUAACUCCUGGCCAAUGACUGAAGAGAUCAUUAGUCAUGUGGUUUUGUUUACAAGCUUUGGUUCAAAACAGAAAUCUCUUGUGGUAAGAAGGAACCGAAACUUAACACAGGCUAAUACACAAGCUCUCUGAAUACAGACCAAAUGCGAAAUUCAAGACCUAAUCUGGACUAAAUUAAGCAGACUUGGUCCGGACCAACAAACCUUUCCGGUCUGAAUACAUCCUCUGAUUGGAUCAUAGACCUUCCUGUGUAAUCAGGGGCCUGUUUUAAGAAGCAGGUUUUGUUGAAACUCUGAGUUUGUAAACCCAGAGUUGAGGAAAACUCUAAGUUUCUGGUUUCAGAAAUGGAGGUAACUAAACCCGUGAAAGUGGGUUAAACCAAACCCGUUUCAGGAGCGGGUUAAGCUGAACUCAGAAUCAAUCUCUAUGGUAACUGAGUCUGUGAACGUAACCUGGUCUGGAGCAGAUUUUCUUCAAGAAACUUGGAGUUCUCUGCGGUCUCUUAAAGUGAAUGAUGUUCAAAUAGAACUUCCUCAUUUGAAUUUUGAGAAAAUUCACAUUAGAGAAUGCACAUUAAUGCCAUGCUGAAACCAAAACGGCAUGUCCAUUCAUAUAGGAUCCUGCAGACAAGGAGGCUGGAUUCAUCCGGACGGAAUGUCAUUUAUGUCAGGAGAGGAUUUUGAGGCUACGAGUUGAUUGUCUUGCUUUUCUCAAUUCAUUAUUUAUAGCUUACAGUGUCACUUUUUUUACUUAUUUACGUACACUUACAAAUGGCUUUAAUAUUUUUUUACUGCUUUAUUUUUUUAAUUUAUGUUUGUGGUUCUGUUAUACCGUCCCUACAUUUUUUGUUACAUUUUUUAUUUUCUUAUUUUGCACUAGUUACCAUUUUCUUCUUAUUAUAAUGGUGUUGUGCCAUCAUUGAAAUACAGCUUCACUGAUGUAUUUUUAGCACAGAUUGCUGUAAUUAGCAUAAUAAACAUUUAUAUUUGCCAAAAGUCUGGAUCCUGUGUUUUAUUGUACUAUUAUUUAAU
This is a messenger RNA of Oryzias melastigma (Indian medaka), 5055 nucleotides long. Its product is annotated as zinc finger protein 260-like. The transcript is spliced from 3 exons. The record is from RefSeq and is a predicted model, not a curated record. NCBI's taxonomy places the organism in Eukaryota, Metazoa, Chordata, Actinopteri, Beloniformes, Adrianichthyidae. Gene Ontology annotation, biological process: regulation of DNA-templated transcription. Gene Ontology annotation, molecular function: RNA polymerase II cis-regulatory region sequence-specific DNA binding; DNA-binding transcription factor activity, RNA polymerase II-specific. The coding region runs from base 1115 to 3340 and encodes 741 amino acids.